AUGUCCCGCCCCACCCGCGCACAGCUGCUCAAGUCCGCGCACGACCUCUGCGACGCCUUCGCCGCCGGCGCAGACCCCGACACCCUCCUCGACCACUUCUCCACGACGCACGCGAUCUCCGCAAUCGAGCACGGGCUCGAGGAGCUCGCCCCCUUCCUUGGCCGCGACUUCACCGGCCGCACAGGGUCAAGUCUGGGCGUCGCACGCUUCACCUGGACCGAGGGCGCCGGCGCGGGGCAGACGUGGGACGAGUGCUUCGCGUACAUGCUCGACUUUGACCAGGCGGCCAAGGUGACCAACUAUCAGGUUUGGGCCGACUCAGGCGCCGCCUACCUCGCCCGCCGCGGCGAGCUCAAGGAGCUGCUUGCGACCAAAGGCGCGACUGGUACCGAGGGAUCCAGUGGCCCACGCGCACAGCAGGUCGCUGAGGUCCCAGGGACGGUCCGCGCACCACCAGAGUUCCACUCCAGUGCGGGGUGA
Molecule: messenger RNA, 480 nt
Organism: Epithele typhae
Lineage: Eukaryota; Fungi; Basidiomycota; Agaricomycetes; Polyporales; Epitheliaceae
Exons: 3
Coding region: 1-480 (159 amino acids)
Source: RefSeq, a predicted model, not a curated record